AUGCAGUGCAGAGCUUUGUCAAACCCAAAGAUUGAAGUCUUGUGGAAUUCCAAGGUGACUGAGGCAUAUGAGGAGAGAUCUUUAGGGGGUUUGAAGGAAAAUAAUAUGAUGAGUGGGGAGGUUACUGAUUUUAAUGUUUAUGAGUUCUUUUUUGCGAUUGGACAUGAGCUGGCAACCAAGUUUUUGGACGGGCAGCUGGAGGUGGAUUCUGAUGGGUAUGUGAUCAUGAGGUCGGCACUGGCUUGGUUGGGUGAUAGGAAUGAAUGUGCGGUGAACGAUGAGAUUCAGGUGAAGCUUCCGACGACGAUGAGGAAGAGUGUUUCUUCUUGGUGCUUGUGA
Molecule: messenger RNA, 339 nt
Organism: Fraxinus pennsylvanica
Lineage: Eukaryota; Viridiplantae; Streptophyta; Magnoliopsida; Lamiales; Oleaceae
Source: the annotation of a GenBank genome assembly